Paramecium sonneborni is the source of this 324-nucleotide messenger RNA. NCBI's taxonomy places the organism in Eukaryota, Ciliophora, Oligohymenophorea, Peniculida, Parameciidae. The record is from the annotation of a GenBank genome assembly.
AUGAUUAAUAAUUAGAAUAUUUUGGAAUUAUAAAUUAACAAUCGAAAUGCAUACAUUAUUUCUUUACUCUCUACUCUAAAAUUACCUCAUAAAAAUAACAAAUUAGAUAAUAAGUUAUAUCAAACUUAAAUUUCUACACACUAACUAGAUUAAGCAGUUUUAAAUUACAUAGAAUUAAUUAAGUAAAUAAAAUCAGGAGUUUUUCAAGCUCAAAUUUAAGAAGAUAUAGUUAAAUUAAUUACUGAAUAAAGUUAUAAUCUUUUUUAUUUAUGGAAAAAAAAGAAUUAAACUCUUUAUAGAAUCAUUUAAAAUUUAAUUAACUGA